Stylonychia lemnae is the source of this 2757-nucleotide messenger RNA. The record is from the annotation of a GenBank genome assembly. NCBI's taxonomy places the organism in Eukaryota, Ciliophora, Spirotrichea, Sporadotrichida, Oxytrichidae.
AUGGAUAUUUAGCAAGAGAGAGACAGAAGUAUUUAUCAAACUCUAGAUAUAAACCCACAAAAUUAGGAAUAUGCUCACCUAUUAAACAGAUCCAAUUCAGAAACAAACUUGCAUAGUACCAAAAGAAUAUAUAACAGAAAGGAGAUAAGGGCAAUAUCAAGAAAGAAAAAGACUGAUAUGCUGAAAGACUUGAGGAUCUAAUAAAAACGAUUUCACAUUGAGAACUAGCUAUAGCUCAUUGAGCCUACUGAAGAUAAUAAAAACAAGUUGGAAUAAUCGAAUUCUGCAUCUAUUAAUGCUGAUGUAAAAGUUAGCCUUCUUGAUUAAUAAGCUCCAAGAUAAUCUUAAGGCUGUUGCAGCUUCUGGGGCAUAUUUAGAAGAAAAAAUAAAGCAAUAGAGAAGCCAAAUAUUUCAAAAUAGCGAAGAAAAUCUAAUAGAAGUAGGCUAAUAAGUAAAACAGUGCAAGAUUGGAUCAUAUAUAUGGAGAAAAAUUUGAAAUAAAUUCAAGAUACUCAAUGGUCUAAUAACUUGAAAAUUUAUCUCAAGAAAAACCUGAAUACUUUUCAAUCCACUAAAUUUAGAUCCUAGAUAUACUAUCUUAAUUAUACAAAACAAGCAAUCGGAAAUCAACUCUAAUCUGUACCAGGAAGAGCUAGAAUGGAAACAAUCAAGCCAUCAAUGACAAGCCCGCGCCAAAUAAAACAUUCUAGACCUAUUUCUACUAAUAUAGGAACUACAAAUAAUGAUGAUCAUUCGUCUAAAGAAGUAUUAAGAAUGUAGUAGAGAAAUACAGUUUCUAGUAGGAAAAAUACUGUAAAUAGGGAGAAUGAGAACGAUCAUAAUAAUGAGUAUGUAAUUGAAUAUUCGGUAAAAUCAGUAGAGAAGCUGAAUGAGCUGGGCAAAGCAAGUCAACCUGAGAACAUACAGAUUGAGCAUUUUGUUGAGACAAAAUCAGAUGAUGAGCUCUCUGAUAUAUAUGCCGGUAAAAACGAUCUUCAAGAAAGUUAAGAAUGGAGAUUAAGAACAUAAUUCAAUUUUCAGAGAUAUCUCUAUUAGGUAUCUGACUUAAGGAAAGACAAUGAGCUAUUGGAAACUAUGGAGCUACCUAUGAAAACCUUAUUUGACAUCAUUAAGCAUCAGUUAAUGCAUGAAUAAAAUCCAUUGAAUGUAGUAUGCUAAACAUUUGCCUAAUACUUCAUAAAAUAAUAUAAGAAUGUAAUUAUCACCGAUUAAAGUGAAGAUAACUUCUAUCUUAUAUCAGAAUAGGAAAAUGACUAGUUCGAGUUAACAUCUAUCAAUCCUCUUCAGAGACAAAUUAUAGAACAGUCUUUAAUAAACAAUUUACUCGAUGAAUAUCUUGAUUAAGAAAAUGAUAACUUUUCAGAGAGAAUUGAAAUAAAUUUCUAAAACGAAACAAGAAAAUAAAAAUCGCAGCAGCAUCAUAGAAAUAUUUCAAGAAUUUCAAAGCAUAAGAAGAGCAGCAACAAAUUAAUUGAACUUAGAAAGAAUAUAUACAGAGAUGCUAAAAUGAUUCUGUAAGAUAUCAAAGUCUUCAGUUGCAUAAUAUAUGGAUGCUGCAUUAGAUUCUACAGUACAGUUAUUAAGAGCUAAGAAUUAGAAAAUAUGAAAGAGGACUUGAUUGAAACUCUGAUGAAAUGUGUUUAAGGUUAAAGACUAGCAAAUUUCUCUUAACAGGUGUGCUCAAUAAUAACAAUGGAAGAAGAUAUUAGAUUAUAGAGACAAAUCAAUAAAUUUAGAAAUGUAAAAUUAAUUGAACUAGGACUUAAUCCAAUGUUUUGCCUUGAUGAAACUAGCAACAUAAUGGAUCUAUUUAAUGAGUAAGUUGCUCAAGAAAUAAGCAAUGGAGACAUAGGCGGGAGUUCAGGUAAUUAAAAAAAAUCUAAAAAUCAUAAGCCUACUAUAAAAGAUUUGGAUUCUACUCAUAAAAGAAAAUCUUAAAUCACUGAUGAAUCCAAAAAGAAAAGGAUGAGCUAUUAACCCUUCUUAACAGAAUAGAGUAAGCAAGGGGAAGAUGAAAAAACAGAGAAGUAUUUUAGUUUAAGAUUAGAUUAAACGGAUGAUAAUGAACUUUUUUACAGCAUCCUUAACCCUUCAGUGGAAAGCGAAGAGGAUGAUGAAGAGGAAAAGCUUUUAGAAAAUGAGAUUAAAAGUAGAUCUAAGGUUGAAAUGAUAUAGUUGUUGCAUAAUAAGAUAGAGAAGAGAUUAUCUGUUAGACCAUAUGAAAUUGCAAUACAAGAAUUCAGGAAGAUUUUAAAUUAUCCUGCACCUCUAGACAAAAUGAGAUGCAUUCUUAGGAUUUCAAAAAUUAUUGUGAAAAAUAUAAAUGCUUUUUGGAAAGGCAUAAGCAUUGAUAGAGACAAGCUAACAAUAGAUGCUGAUUCAAUCCUGGGAAUUUAUAUUUUCAUCAUCAUAAAUUCAGAUAUACCAAACUUGAUGGCUUAAAUUAAGUUUAUGCAGACAUUUUCAACACCUUAUGUUCAAAAUAUUACCAAAUUAGGAUAUUGCUUGGAUACUUUAAACAUUGCACUCAAUCAUAUUUUAAAUAUGGAUUAAACUAAGCUUAUGAACUGGAAGAGUCCAAAUGAAUUUGAUCGGGAUGAGAUUAUUUCAGAGAGAAGAUCUCUUACUAAGAGUUAUAGAGAAUCAAUAAUCUCUAGAAAAAGGGUAGAGUCAUUGAGGAUAUAAGAUGAUCCAUUUGAUUCAUACAAGGCAUCUGAGGGGAUUAAAUUGUUUUGA